Tigriopus californicus is the source of this 3855-nucleotide messenger RNA. RefSeq lists its product as uncharacterized. Bases 142 to 3849 code for a protein of 1235 amino acids. The transcript has 11 exons. Gene Ontology annotation, molecular function: protein binding. The record is from RefSeq and is a predicted model, not a curated record. Lineage: Eukaryota; Metazoa; Arthropoda; Copepoda; Harpacticoida; Harpacticidae.
GCGAUCUAUUGUGUUCACGAAAGUGUGUCAAAGUCAACAACAUAAGUUACUGCUUGAAACAAGAUGCCUUUAAAAUUCAUCGUCUGUGAUUUGUGAUCGGCACUUUGGCUGACAAUAAAGUUGUUUUUCUAUUGACACAUCAUGGUGAUCUCGUUAUUGUUGGCAGCGUUUUUGGCUACAGUUUUAUCGCUAGUUGGCUCCACGGAACUGGGCUCUCUGCGUCACAACGACUUUUUGGAAUCAAUGACUACUGUGCAACAUUACGCCCCUUUAGUGGAUGGAUGGUCCAGUAGUUCCACUCCAAGAGCAUCAUAUGUUCCAAAGCGAAAACAUAUUUGGAGACUUCUGAACGACGAGAAAGACACAGGUGAACGAAGGCAACUAAUUGUUGGGGGUGGAUUUGAUGGUAACGAAGUCUUGGAAGAUAUUGAGCCGUUGUCCCAAGGUCAUGAAUUCUGGAAAAAAUCAUUCCCAGAACCGCUGGCUUUCCCCUUUUUUACUUACUUGGGGGAAAAGAUUGUUGCUUGUGGAACACCAAAAUCUGAAUGGAAUGAGCUUCAAUUGAUCAAUGGAUCGGCACAAUACAUGACGAGUUGUUGGCACAAACGGAAAGAUCUUGACGGACCUUGGCACACUUUGAAUACCUUUCCUUUGGCCUUGGUGGGUUCAGCACAUGUUACUUACCAAAACUCAAUUUGGUACACUUUUGGAGGGUUCGAACUUUCUUCAAAAGAAUUUUCAAAUCAAGUACUUGCUCUUCAUGAGGAUUCGAAGGAUUGGCAAGUGAUCGGGCAUUUGCCCAACGGAUUAGUGGGAGCAUGUGCAGUAAUCCAAAACCAAACUGUGUUCCUCUCCGGUGGCCACACUUACGACAGGGUGUUCCAAAACAUUUGGAAAUUUGACGUGAGGAGCCCAGAAUGGAAAGAAGUCGGGGCUAUGCAAGUCCCAAGAGCCCACCAUGCUUGCGUUACAACUGAAAUUGCGGGAAACCAAGUGGUCAUUUCAGCUGGAGGGUUUCACUUGGGUCCCAGAGACAUGUUCCAAGUUUUAAACUCCGUGGAAGUGUUCUAUCCCAACGGACAAGUUAAAGACUUGGCCAACAUUCCAAGUUUGACCACGCCCAGGCUUGGAUUUAGAUUAUUCAUGCCUGAUGAAGGCAAAUUAAUGGCAGUUGGAGGACUCAACCAAUUUGGAACUCUGGGAACAUGUGAAGUUUUAAAGAUUCAUGAUGAUUCUGCAAACUGGGAACUAACACAAAAUGGAUGUUUGAGGCGUCCACGUGCCUUUUUUGCUAGCAUGGAAUCGACUGAAUUGACAAAACACAAGCGAAGCAUUGAGAAGCCACUGGCACACUCGAAUUAUCUCGGUUCCAAUGCCUACCCCCACGACAUGGAUAACUUUUAUUCCUCGGAGGAUGAAGAGGAUUAUUUACCAAGGGAACCGAGGGACAAAACGAUCCCUACUCUGGCUAAUUUUAACAGAGGUUUCAGGCCUGUCCAAUCUAAGCCUGAUGUCGUACCCAAAGUCAUAUUGCUGGGAGGGUUAAAUGUUAAGCAGUUAGCCAAUAUGGAUAGUAUGAGCAAGGUCAAUGAACAAGGCAUUUUUACUGCAAAUGAGCACUUACCGGAAAAGUCGAGAAUGUUGAUAGCUGGUCAUUUAUCGGGGUACCUGGUUGUUUGUGGUGGUACCAGCUCUCCUUACUCACAUGAGGCUAAAUUGGGAGACCUCAAGGUCAGCUCGGAUUGUUUCCAAAAGUCCACAGAAGGUUCGGCAAGAUCGGCUUGGGAAAAGUUUGGACCAUUGCCGAUCCCCGUUUUAGCUGCGUCCACGGCUGUCGCCAAUAACACUCUUUACAUCAUAGGAGGAUACGAACGAGUGGGCGAAGACAAGGAAGUGUUCCACCAAACUGCCAUGACCUUGACGCUUGACGGUCAUGGUGCUCCAACUUUUGUACCCAACGUUAAGUUUCUCAAAAUGCACAGAGCAGGUGCAGCUUCCUUAGUGUACGAGGAGCGAUAUGUCCUCACGAUUGCUGGACAUAAUGCCACGGGCUAUCACAACUGUCUGGAAAUUUACGACACCAAGAAACACGAGCGGUUUUACAAGGGAAUAUGGAAAUUGAACUUUCCCCGGGCUUAUCACGCAUGUGCUGUUGUAAAGUCCUUCCAAACCGCGGCUUUGGGGGUGACCGAUGCCAUUUUAUGUGCUGGGGGGAUUGCCAGUGGACUGGGCUCCAGUAGUCUAGACUUGGUGGAUUCCAUCGAGUAUUGGCAUUUUGGGAAGUUUAUUGAAGACAAGAAAAAGCACAAAUGGCAUGUCAUGGAUCAGAAGCUCAACAAGCCGCGUUUUGCUUUGGCCCUGGUUAGAAUCAAUUGGAACCAGACCGCUGUAGUUGGAGGGACAAACUUUGAAGACACUGAAUUACCCGGGGAAAUCGUGGACAACUCGAAUGUUAAAUCUGAAAUCAAAGAAGCCUCCAAGCUGAGCUCAAGUUUUGCCUUUACGGCGUCAGUUCUCUUUCCAAAUGGACCAAACAGUCUCACUUUCAAACAAUCACCAAUAACAUUAGAACUUUCUCCAUCCUCAUCAACAGCAUCAACAACUUUAAGAAAAGACAACCCGUCUACUACAAUACGACCAUCUGACAAUGUUCUAAAUGAUGACGUCGUUAUCUUAAGUGAGGCAAACCCAGAUGUGGACACAAUCAUGGACAAUGAGAUCGUGGACAAUGGAAUUCUGCUCAUCAACAGUGAGCCAAGAACUCACGGGACAAGAAGUGAUUAUCUGGUGCCUGGUCGUUAUACGAUUCCUCGCAUUCUGAUUGACCUUCCACGCACCAGAAUGAUGGCUAUGGGAGGCUUCUUUGAAAGCUCCAAUCUGAUUGUCUUAUGCGGGGGAUACAGUUCCAACAUGAUUCCGAAGACAUUUUCCAACGAUGGGACCGCUUCAACAGAGGGAUUAGAACAAGGUUGCUUUGCUUACUCAUUGGACCUCAAAUCUUGGCACAAAAUCCCAGCGAUGAAAACACCUUUGGCAGAAUGUGCGUUCGUGAUGCAAAAACAUAUGCUGUUCAUGUUUGGUGGGAUUCAACCGAAGGAGGAUUCAAAUGCGAUUGAAGAAUAUUGUGAAAGCCAGACCUCGACCUGGUUUUCACGAAACAUUCGCACUUUGAGCGUCAACUUUGAAUCAAAAACCAGCGAAUUGCGAUGCUCGGAAAUCAAAUUGCCUUUAGAAGCAGCUGGUGGAUGUGCUGUGGCCUUAGAGGAUGAUGUCUUCAUCUUGGGAGGCCGGAAUUCGUGGAGGAUUCACAGAACCGUCUAUAAAUUGACAACCCAAGGCAACAACAGCGAUUCGCAUCUAUCGAAACUACCAAUAAUGAAUGAAGGACGCUCGUCCUUGGGAUGUUCUCUAGUGAUUGCAGAAGGGUCCAAGAUGCUUUUUGCAGGCGGUGGAUACUCACUAAGCCUGUUAUCCAAAAAUGGGUUAAAGUCGAUUGAAAUGCUUAAUAUUGGUCAUAGCUCAUCAUCAUGGAUCACUGUUGGACAAAUGAAACAACCCAGAUUUGGGUUCACCAUGGAGAACAAAUUACACUUGAAUACCAUCCUCAUGGUGGGUGGGUUGAGCUCAAAUGGCCUCGUUGAACAAAUGGAAGGGUUCGAGUUCAACGAGAGGAAAUCCAGUCCAGUUUGUGGCUGUCCCUUAUCAAUGGCCUACCCGCUCAAUCUGCUCAUUCCGUUAAAGGCCCUGAACCCACUUGCGACAUCUGUGUCAUCCAAAACUGAAUGUGAAGCCUCAUGCCGCCAUAGGAAUGAGCUCAAACAUGACGAAUGGAGCGUAAUAAAAAGCUGAUUAUCA